Theileria orientalis strain Shintoku is the source of this 1356-nucleotide messenger RNA. Its product is annotated as dimethyladenosine transferase. Gene Ontology annotation, cellular component: mitochondrial matrix. Gene Ontology annotation, biological process: rRNA methylation. NCBI's taxonomy places the organism in Eukaryota, Apicomplexa, Aconoidasida, Piroplasmida, Theileriidae. The record is from RefSeq and is a predicted model, not a curated record. Bases 1 to 1356 code for a protein of 451 amino acids. The transcript has 8 exons. Gene Ontology annotation, molecular function: rRNA (adenine-N6,N6-)-dimethyltransferase activity.
AUGGCGAAGAAGACUCUGUGGUGUGUGAGUGAAAACAAUAAAAGGAUAAAUGAGUGGAAAUUGCACAAAUGUAUCCAUACAAAUACUGUAAUUGGCGCAAAAAAGAAAGAAGAUUUAGACAGUGGUGACACACGAGACGAUGAUUCAGAAAAGGAUCAAAAGGAGCUAAUAAGUUUAAAAUAUGAUGAAAAAAUACAAGUGUAUCCUCUGAAACAGAAGAAUCAAGAAGAAGGGCCACAGAAGGUGCCAAAACUGCCUCCAGGAGAGUUUAAGCCGAGGAAAAGUCUGGGUCAGAAUUUUAUAACAGAUUUGAACCUGAUGAAUAAGAUGUGUAACUCAUUGAAGUCGCCGAUAGAACCACCAGGAGAUGGAAGUCAAGUGGUAGAGUUAGGAUGUGGAAUAGGAUCACUAACACAAAUACUGUAUAAAAAAUAUAAAAAUAUGACAGACGAUAUAGGAAUUGAAAUAGACUCGAGAGCAGUGAGUCAGCUGAGUAGAACAUUGCCAAAUUUAAAUUUGAUCAACGAUGACGUUUUACAGUUGACGAGUGAGCAGGUAGACUAUGCAAAAAUGAGUAAAGAGAGAGGGAAAAAGUUGUGGAUAAUAGGAAACUUGCCAUUUUACAUAACGAGUCAAAUACUGCUGUGCCUAAUAGACUACAGAAAGUACAUAGAUAGAGCAGUAGUGACAGCACAGUGGGAAGUGGCAAAGAGAGUAGUGGCAAGAAGGAACACCAAGGAAUACUCAAUACUGUCAGUGCUGCUGCAAAUAUUCGCAAAAGCGAAAAUACUCUUUAAAAUACCGAGUCAAGCCUUCUACCCGAAGCCGAAGGUGGACGCAGCAUGCAUAUACAUAGAUAAUGGUAAUGGUUAUGGUUACGGAAAUGCUGACUGUAAUGGUAAUGGUAACCUUACUGGCGAUAGCAUUAGUGUCAAUGUGCGCAAAUUCAAGUUGCUUAAAAGGAUACUCAGGCUGACAUUUGGACAAAAAAGGAAAAAGUUGAAGUCGAGCAUGGAGAGAAUAUUGACCAAGUAUAAAGUGGAGUUGCCAGAGGAGAUACUGAAUAUGCGACCACAGGAUUUAAGCGCAAAAGACUUCAUUGACCUAGUGAACAAUAUUCACCAACGUAUACAUAGUGGUGGUGGUGCUGGCGUAGUAAGGAAUGGUGCAACUGUGGGGGCGAGGACUAAAUUUUGGAGUGGUGCAAAUUCGGAAGAUAUUAUGGAAUUGGGAGAUAUGGCGUCAGCAGCAGGUGGUGCAGCAGAUAGAUGCGAAGAGUUGGAAGAGACAAAGGAUAGGAUUUGGAGAAAAAAUAAACACGGCCCAAGCAUACCACUAAAGGAUUUAAUAUACUGA